AUGACUAGCACCGAGGAUAGCAAUCCCUCCUUGGAAUUGGAAGAGAAGCGUUAUGAAUUUAGUGGACACCUUUUGAAGAUCUCUACGUUUAGAGGAACGUACCUUGGUGUUUCUGCUUUUGUCUGGGAACCUGGUCUGGUUCUCUGUCGGUAUUUUGAGAACGAGAACAUUGAUUUUACUGGGAAGAAGGUGCUUGAACUGGGGUCUGGCACCGGAAUUGUCGGGAUUUUAGCGGUACUGCUCGGUGGAGAUGUCACCUUAACGGACAAAGCGUACGUUUUGAAGCAAAUAGAAUAUAACGUAGUGGCAAACAUACCAACGACCAGCAGACACCGUUCCAAAGUCCGGGCCCUUGCUUGGGGUAACGAUCAGGGUAACUUUUCAAGCGACUUUGAUUUCAUUCUGGGUUCGGACAUCGUGUACAAUCCACCGCACUUUCCGGGUCUUUUACAGACGCUGCUGCACCUCUGCAACACCAAGACUACAGUUUACAUGUCCUCUAACUUGAAGGCCAGAGAGGGGGCCGUCAAUUUUCACGAGGAGCUCCUGCCAAAGCAGUUUAACAGCGAGCUCAUUCAUACAAGCGGAAACAAUUAUAUUUACAAAGUGACGAAAAAAGCCCCACACGAUGAGCACUAG
Molecule: messenger RNA, 639 nt
Organism: Carcharodon carcharias (great white shark)
Lineage: Eukaryota; Metazoa; Chordata; Chondrichthyes; Lamniformes; Lamnidae
Product: EEF1A lysine methyltransferase 3-like
Exons: 3
Coding region: 1-639 (212 amino acids)
Biological process (GO): peptidyl-lysine methylation
Cellular component (GO): cytosol; cytoplasm
Molecular function (GO): protein-lysine N-methyltransferase activity
Source: RefSeq, a predicted model, not a curated record